UGAGACUUUACCGCAGUUGCGAAAAGUGGCUGCGUCCUGGGCCGCGCGCGAGAAGCACCAUGGCGGAAGGCAAUGCCCAAGUGAGCUCGACGAGCUUGUUCGUGGGGAUCACGAUCUGUUUGGUUGGGUCGACCGUGUCAAAUUUUGGCCUCAACAUCCAAAAGUACUCGUUCAUGUUGCAGCAGCAUCUCCCCGAUCACGAGCGGAAACCGUACAACACCCAGUGGCGAUGGUGGCUCGGGUUCUUCGGCGUCGGGCUGGGAUCCGUGGCCGACUUUGCCGCGCUGUCGUUUGCCGCCCAGAGCAUCAUCAUGCCGAUCGGUGCGUUCACGCUGGUAUGCAACAUCUUCUUUGCCCACUACUGGCUCAAGGAAAAACUCACACGCAACGACUUGAUCGGCACGAUCCUGAUCUGCAUUGGCGCAGUUGUUGUGACGAUCUAUGGGUCGCACGAGAACAUCGAGUACACCCUCGAGACGCUCAUCAACCUGUACUACCGCUGGGACAUGCUCGUCUACCUCUUGGUGAUCCUUGCAGUCGUGUGGACGUUAAUCGGGAUGCUGAAGAAGGCCGAGUUUGUCCUCAAGAAGAAAGGACCGACCUCGAACGAGUACAAAGCCGUGCUCAAGAUGCAUCCAUUGACUUACGCUGGGUUGGCGGGGGUGUUUGGUGCGCAGUCCGUCAUGUUUGCCAAGAGUACGGGCGAGUUGCUCAAGCAGUCACUGAAAGGCAGCAACCAAUUCGACAAGUUCCUCACUUAUGUCAUCAUCGCGGCUCUCGUCCUCACGAUCUCACUGGAAACGCACUGCCUCUCGCUCGGGCUCAAGUACUUUGACGCGUUGUACAUCGUGCCGGUCUUCCAGUGCUUUUUCAUCACGUUCUCCGUCAUCGGCGGCGCCGUCUACUUUGAAGAGUUCAAGCACUUUACAACGACUCAGUGGAUUGUGUUUCCGUUGGGGGUGCUCAUCACGAUUGCUGGCGUCGUCGUGCUCUCGUCCCGCGAAAUGGAGCAUGAUGCGGGAGCGCCGGCAGGGCCAUCGCCGACGACGACCCCCGGCGACGUCGUCGGUGAGACAAUUCAGCUCCAAGCGAGUCGAGUGGAAUUGCAACGACACAACUCGGGCUCGAUUACGAACAGCUUUCGCGUGCUGGAGCCGGAGUUUUGCCCCGUCGUGAACCAAGCGCAGCUCUUAUCGCGGUCGUCGUCUGUCGGUGGCGCGUUCUACUCGACGCAAAGCGUCGUGAUAUCGUCGCGAAACAGCACAGAUUUCCUUGCCAUGCAAGACAGCGGGACGGAAGCGACGACCGAGAUCAGGUCGCCGUCGGCUCCGUUGCCAGUCGUCGUGGUCAGCGCUGAGCCUGGGAUUGUCACGAACGACGUCUCCGUCGAUGUCCCUCUAGAGAUCAUAGCCACCGACAUUCCCCCGACCGCGGCGUCCCCGCUUCCGUCCGACUCGCUCGCAACGACACCGUAGUGUUCUCCCUAUAGUACAUACAGAAAAUUUGAAUUGCCUCGUCUUGCCA
Aphanomyces invadans is the source of this 1524-nucleotide messenger RNA. RefSeq lists its product as hypothetical. Lineage: Eukaryota; Oomycota; Saprolegniomycetes; Saprolegniales; Verrucalvaceae. The transcript has 6 exons. Gene Ontology annotation, molecular function: magnesium ion transmembrane transporter activity. Gene Ontology annotation, biological process: magnesium ion transport. Gene Ontology annotation, cellular component: membrane. The coding region runs from base 60 to 1475 and encodes 471 amino acids. The record is from RefSeq and is a predicted model, not a curated record.